Chrysochloris asiatica (Cape golden mole) is the source of this 516-nucleotide messenger RNA. It is a transcript of the gene SMAGP, whose product is annotated as small cell adhesion glycoprotein. The record is from RefSeq and is a predicted model, not a curated record. NCBI's taxonomy places the organism in Eukaryota, Metazoa, Chordata, Mammalia, Afrosoricida, Chrysochloridae. The transcript has 3 exons. Bases 1 to 516 code for a protein of 171 amino acids.
AUGAAGGGGGCACUGGGGCGGGUGGACCGAGCCCGGAAAACUGAGUGUCUGAGACCCAGCAAAAAGCGGCUGAGGACCCUCCCUCACAUCCAGUCUGAUUUGCCUGACUUGCCCCCCUCAGGCUAUGUACCUGCCUAUACGCACCCUAGCCAAACGCAGGUCCUGACCUUCCCCGACCCUAGCCUGACACCUAGUGGAUGGUUCCGCUCGAAACUGGGAUUGUGGAAGCCCGGGUACCUGUUACCGCAGUUGGGGGAAGAACUGAUGACCACCCCAAUCCUGCAGGCCACUGAGGCCCUGUCUCCAGAAGCUGAAGCCAGUACAGCACUCAUUGCAGUUGUCAUCGCUGUGGUCUUCCUCACACUGCUCUCGGUUGUGGUCUUGAUCUUCUUUUACCUGUACAAGAACAAAGGCACCUACGUCACCUAUGAACCUGCAGGUGGUGAGCCCAGCACCAUCCUCCAGAUGGAAAGCGACUCAGUCAAGGGCAGGGAGAAGGAGGAAUAUUUCAUUUAA